AUGGCUGCAAGCAACUUGCAAGACGCUGUGCCUCUGCAGCCUGCGGCCGGCCAGGUGGUUGCAGAGUCAGAGCCCGAAGCCGCACUUGCGGCGACAAGCCUGCAGUGCAGCGAGUGCAAGAAAAGCCUUCUGCCUCAGGAGCUUGCCAGCACCGCAAAAAAACUUUGCAAGGACUGCAACAGUCUUCUGCAGGUGCUCUUCCGCAACCUCGGGGCUGGUGCUCUGGACAACCUGACCAGCGAAGACCGUGCGCAGUUCUUCGGCAAGUGCAUCGCGACCAAGCAAGGCUCUCGUUACGAGUGGUCUGUGGUGCGUGCCGCCCUGCUGGAGAGCCGCAUCGAGCGGCGAACGCAGCAAAAGAUCGCCGAAAUCGGCGGACCCUUCCUGCCGAUGUCCGUGUGGCUGAACAAAGGAUACAGCGAAGACCACGUUAGGAAAUUCCCCUGCGAGAAAGACAUCGUGGGAGAAGAGACCUGGCAAGUACAGACAAAAAGCGUGAGCCGCAGGGACGUGCAAGAGUCUGUCGAAGAAGAACUGCUCCAACGAGAGUCUGACUUGAAACAGCUCCGCCAAAGCAAGGGCAAAGGCAAAAGCCUCCAGGACAGCACGGCCGCUGCGGAGCCAGAGCUUCACGUGCCGAAGCAGCCUGCGCUGCCCUUGCAGCAGAAAGAGAAGACCGACAAGCAGAAGGCUCAAGCGGCGGCUCGUGAAGAAAAGGCCCGGGCCCAAGCUGCCGCUCAGACGGCCAGAAAAAACCGGGCCUUGUGCACGGAAGCCACGGCCGCUCUGUCCAAACUCCAGCCCAAGGAAGCAGCCUUGGAAAAGUUGCAGCAAAAAGCAACACAACACAAGCUAGAGGACUUGGGCACAAGGGUUCAAGAAGCGAGGGAGCAGCUGCAAGAGUGGCUGAAGGCCGGCAAGCAGUGUGUUGCUGCCUCCGACGCAACAGGUGCAGUUUUGGGCGAGCUUCCCUUCACGCAGGAAAUGGUCAAAGGCUUUCUGCAGGCCGUGCAGCAGCUGCAGAAGGACGUCAACGACGCGACGCCGAAGCCACAGCCAAAGCCAAAGAAGACCGCAGCGACGGCCGCGGCCAAGGUGCUUCGCAAUGAGGACAUCCGUGAGAGCAUUCGCAAAGCAAUGCUCAAAUCGGAACGAGACUUGGGGCCGGUUGUGGUUUCUUCUUCUUCUGAUGAAGAGACGAAGUCCGAGGCUGGCAUCCGUGACAUGGCGAGCAGCUCGGCUGAUGGCUUGCCGGGAACAGGGCGAGACCUCAUGACCACAAACGAGAUUGUGGAGCAUGCUGACCUGCUGGCAGCAGACAUGUGGCCUCUGCUCGGCUGCAAAGAGCUCUCGGACAUCACGCUCGCUUCCCUCCUAGAACACCGAUAUAUCCUUCAGGACAUCAAGGAGACCCUGCUGCGGCAGCAGCGAGGCCUGCCCCACACGUGUCUCCGUACAGAAGCGGGGGUACAGGCGGCUCUGAAAGAUGCCGAGCACCUUCUGCGAUGCGCCCGCCGUGAAGCCGAAGAACGGGUCUUGCAACAGUGGAAUACGUUUUGCCCGGAGAAGGCAGUAAAGGAAAAAACUUUUCAGGACACUGUGAACAGAGACCGCCUGCCAUCCAGCUGCUGCUUUGAAGAACUGGAACUGCCUGCAGUGCCUGCAGCUGGCGCAGACUCCACACCGGUAUUUGUGCUCGCAGCACACAUACCGCGGCUCCUGCAGUUCCUCACUACAACAAGCCCGCCCUUUGCACAAGCCCUCUUCACUGGCCUAGAGCACGACCCGCAACUUCAAAUGAUUCUAUAUCAUGACGAAGCACAAGGUGGAAACAUCCUUGCGGUCCAUAAGUGGAAAAAGGCAACUCUGUUUUAUGCCUCCUUCUCGCAGCUGAGAACCAGUGCCCACCUGCAGCAGUGCUGGCUGCCAGUGGGCAUGGUGCAGCACGAGGAGGCGGAGCGAGCAGCCGGAGGCCUGUCUGCAGUUCUCGCACGCAUCUUGCGCUUCAUCUGGCAGUCUGCUGAUGGCGGCUUCAGUCUUGUCUUCAAUGGCGUCACGAAAGCGACGGCUUUGACUCGGCACUGCCACUUGUUGUGCGAUUAUGAUGCACAGCGAGCAUGCCUUGGAAUCACGGGCUCUAAUGGCAUGCGAUGCUGUGUGCAUUGCACCAAUGUCUUGCGAAAGAACUCGCAGGUUGAACGAGCCCCUUUCGUGGAGUACUCAGAGCACUCACGGCUGAAGUUUGUAAAGGCUCUUGACGAAGAUCAUUGGGCGGCAGCAGACAAGCUGCGAACUCUCCAAAAAGGUGAAGAAAUAAAAAACUUCGUGAAAACCUCCGGUAUUAAAUGCUUGCCGGAGGCCUUGCUGCAUGACAAAGUCGCACGUGAGAUUUUGCCGGUCUCUUGUUGUGCUGCUGACAGCAUGCAUUUGUACUACCACCAAGGCCUGAUAUCAUGGGAAGUGGCGAAUGUGUGGGCAGCAUUCAGACAACAAGCCCCUGGCUUGACGUUGCAAAUGUUGAAGGACACAGUGACAGCCACUAAAUGGUACGGCCCUGGGAACUCCAAUCACGCACGUCCCGCUUAUAUUGGCAGCUUGUUCCAUGAGAAACUCUGGGCGGACGGCCAGUACAAGGGGCAAGCCGAAGAUGCCUCUGCCUUGGUCCCGCUGCUGCGGUACUACCUCGAGGUGCUUUGCAGGCCCCGCGGUCUUCUGGAGAAGGAGCUGGCCAGUUUCAACGGCCUCGCUGACCUUCACUCAGAGAUACGACGGUUGCAGUUUGCUUUCCGGCCUCUAGGAGAGGACGAUGUUCAAGACUUGCGGAAAUUUGAAGAAAAGCACCAACAACUCUAUGUUGAUGCUUAUGGCGCCGACGAGACGCGGCCUAAGCACCAUCAUCGCUUUCACUUGUCUGAGGGGUGUGUGCUCUUGAAAAUGAUGCCAAGUUGCAUGACGCAUGAAGCAAAACACCAGAUCUACAAGCAAAACCUUUGCGACAGAUACCAAUCCAAGGUUAAAGUCCCCAGAGUCUUCUUGAGAAAAUGCUUGACUAUCAUGCUCGAGACAACGGUGCACCAGCAAAAGAAAUUAGGAAUGGCACGCUGGCAGCUGAACGAGCCUUGCAACGCAGCUGCCGGCAAUCUGCGACGGGCCCUGUCCUCAUCUGGUCUGCUUGAGGCCAAAAGCAUGACCAUGUGGCAGAGCACAGUCUCCGUGGGUGAUGUCCUCAUCUUCUCCAAGCAGGAUGCCGGAGUAGUGUUGCAAUGCCUCGGGGAUGAUCAGGCUUUAUGGCUGCUCCUGCAGAGCUUGCAGCAUCUCUCUGACCAUGCGUGGGGAUGCAGAUGGCAGCUCACGCAAAAGCAGAAACUGUGGAAAGUGAGAGCCGAUGAACCGUACUGGCUGCCACAGUGGUGGCAUCGAGCUGACGAUGAUAUCAUCACGCUGUCUUGA
Messenger RNA from Symbiodinium necroappetens, 3450 nucleotides. The record is from the annotation of a GenBank genome assembly. NCBI's taxonomy places the organism in Eukaryota, Dinophyceae, Suessiales, Symbiodiniaceae.